Lymnaea stagnalis (great pond snail) is the source of this 1564-nucleotide messenger RNA. Lineage: Eukaryota; Metazoa; Mollusca; Gastropoda; Lymnaeidae. The record is from the annotation of a GenBank genome assembly.
AAUGUGGACGUCAAUGUGGAUGGCAAUGUGGGCGAUAAUGUGGAUGGCAAUGGGGAGGGCAAUGUGGGCGAUAAUGUUGGUGGCAAUGGGGAGGGCAAUGUGGGCGAUAAUGUGGGGGGCAAUGGGGAGGGCAUUGUGGGCGAUAAUGUGGGUGUUAAUGGGGAGGGCAAUGUGGACGUCAAUGUGGAUGGCAAUGUGGACGUCAAUGUGGAUGGCAAUGGGGAGGGCAAUGUGGACGUCAAUGUGGAUGGCAAUGUGGGCAAUAAUGUGGGUGGCAAUGGGGAGGGCAAUGUGGACGUCAAUGUGGAUGGCAAUGAGGAGGGCAAUGUGGACGUCAAUGUGGAUUACAAUGUGGGCGAUAAUGCGGGUGGCAAUGGGGAGGGCAAUGUGGACGAUAAUUUGGAUGGCAAUGCGGAGGGUAAUGUGGUCGUCAAUGCGGAUUACAAUGUGGGUGGCAAUGGGGAGGGCAAUGUGGACUUCAAUGUGGAUUACAAUGUGGGUGGCAAUGGGGAUGGCAAUGUGGACGUCAAUGUGGAUUUCAAUGUGGGCGAUAAUGUGGGUGGCAAUGGGGAGGGCAAUGUGGGCGAUAAUGUGGGUGGCAAUGGGGAGGGCAAUGGGGAGGGCAACGUGGACGUCAAUGUGGAUUACAAUGUGGAUGUCAAUAGUGCGGAUGCCAAUAAUGCAGAUAUCAAUAAUGUGGAUGUCACUAAUGUGGAUGUUAAUAAUGUGGAUGUCAAUAAUGUGGAUGUAGUAAUGUGGAUGUGAAUAAUGUUGAUGUGAAUAAUGUGGAUGUCAAUAAUGUGGAUUUCAAUAAUGUGGAUUACAAUGCGGAUGUUAAUAAUGUGGAUGCCAAUGUGGAUUUCAAUAAUGUGGAUUUCAUAAUGUGGAUGUCAAUAAUGUGGAUGUCAAUAAUGAGGAUGUCAAUAAUGUGGAUGUCUAAAAUGUGGAUGUCAAUAAUGUGGAUGACAUUUGGAUGUCAAUGUUGACUAAAAAUAUGGAUGACAAUGUGAACGACAAUGUGGAUGUCAAUGGUUUACAAAUGAGGUCACUGGAUUUGAUGCAUGAUGUUCUGACACUUUUGUUUAUAUUGAGGACACAUUUGUGACACAGGUAUUGUUGAUGAUCGACAAGACACAGGUAAAUCUGAUGAUCACAAGACACAGGUAACUUGAAUGAUCCACAAGACACGGGUAAAUCUGAUGAUCACAAGACACAGGUAACUUGAAUGAUCCACAAGACACGGGUAAAUCUGAUGAUCUACAAGACACAGGUAACUUUGAUGAUCUACAAGACACAGGUAAAUCUGAUGAUUACAAGACACAGGUAACUUUUUUAGAUGUUGAUGUGUCUAAGUAGAGAAGAUGUAUGAACACAUUAUCGGGGAAUUCCUGAAAUAAAUCAACAAUUUGUGGAUAUGAUGAUGACAGGUGACUGCAUCAAUAAUUUUUGGCAAUUGACUACCAGGGGGGGGGGGGGGGGGGGGGGGGGGGGGGGGCAGCGUGGGACAGAUGUCCAUGGCCGUCAGGCUAGAUAGGUGGGUUACCGGAAAUUUGAUCGAAAGAAA